Molecule: messenger RNA, 524 nt
Organism: Symbiodinium pilosum
Lineage: Eukaryota; Dinophyceae; Suessiales; Symbiodiniaceae
Source: the annotation of a GenBank genome assembly
AUGAUGCACGGCCGCAACAACGGCAAGAAGCUCAUGGCAGUCCGGAUCGUCAAGCAUGCCUUCGAGAUCAUCCACCUGCUGACGGACAAGAACCCCAUCCAGGUCUUCGUCGACGCGGUGAAGAACGGCGGCCCCCGCGAGGAUUCCACGCGAGUCGGCUCAGCUGGUGUGGUGCGGCGCCAGGCCGUUGACGUUUCCCCGCUCCGCCGUGUCAACCAGGCGAUCUACCUCAUCUGCACUGGCGCAAGAAACAGCGCCUUCCGCAACAUCAAGUCCAUCGCAGAGUGCCUUGCGGACGAGAUCAUGAACUGCGCCAAGGAGUCUUCCAACAGCUACGAUGAGAUCGAGCGCGUGGCAAAGACCGAGCGACAGUGUCUCGCAGAUGUGUCUGCGCAGAGGACCUACGAGGAUGUGAUGCUGUCGGACCUGAGUUUGGUGGACUACAUCGCUGUAAACAAGGCGGCACAGAGCUUCCUGCCCCACACCCAGGGCCGUUACCAGAUGCGCCGCUUCCGAAAGGCCCU